AUGGGGGACAUGACACCAGCAGAGGAGAUCGAGCUUGGGGCUGCUCACUGCCAGCUGUUUGACUCCGGCAUGAGGAAUGAAGCAAGAAGACUGAGGACUUUUCGGCAAUGGCCUAGCACCUCACCUGUAUCUGCCCGGGAUUUGGUCAAAGCUGGCUUUUUCUUUGUGGGUCCAGGAGAUGAAGUACAGUGUUUCUGCUGUGGUGGUGUCCUGAUGGACUGGAGACCUGGUGACUGCCCAACAGCAGAGCACCUGAAGUUCUUCCCUUCCUGUAAAUUCAUUUGUGGUGAAGAUGUCGGCAAUCAAGAGAUGUUUCCUCUUCAGGAAAUCUUUGACACUGUCGAUGGGCAGUUCCUCAGUCUUUUGCAGGGGAUAGACAAUGAAGAGACAGCCCUGCCCAACGAACCAGAAUACCCAGAGAUGGUAACAGAGGAGAUGAGACUGACUACAUUUCAGAACUGGCCGCAAUAUAGUGACAUGCAUCCCGAGCAACUGGCUAGAGCAGGAUUCUUUUACACAGGCCAAGCUGACGUAGUGAGGUGUUUUUACUGUGAUGGAGGUGUGAGGAACUGGUCAUUCGGAGAUGAUCCUUGGAGGGAACAUGCCAAAUGGUAUCCAGGCUGUGACUUUUUAUUGCGGACAAAGGGAAGUGAAUUUGUCAGCAGUGUUCAGGAGUCUUUCUCUAGCACCCUGCUAUCUCCAAGAGAUUCCUGGGAUCAGACUGAACAAAAUUCCUCUGCUUCCCCAGAUGCUGCUCAGAGAGGGACUGGAACAUCAAGUUUGAGAGAAGAAACACAACCUGUGCAACAAAAGGAAUCAGAUGAAUCUCGGAUGAGCACAGAAGAACAGCUUCGGCGCCUGCAAGAGGAAAGGAUGUGCAAAGUGUGCAUGGACAGAGAUGUGUCUGUUGUAUUUGUUCCUUGUGGCCACCUGGUAGCUUGUGGAGAAUGUGCCCUCAAUUUGAGAUUGUGUCCUAUCUGCAGAGCGGUCAUCCGGGGAAGUGUGAGGACUUUCAUGUCCUGA
Messenger RNA from Apaloderma vittatum (bar-tailed trogon), 1023 nucleotides. RefSeq names its product baculoviral IAP repeat containing 7 (gene BIRC7). The record is from RefSeq and is a predicted model, not a curated record. Gene Ontology annotation, molecular function: ubiquitin protein ligase activity; cysteine-type endopeptidase inhibitor activity involved in apoptotic process. Gene Ontology annotation, cellular component: nucleus; cytoplasm. Bases 1 to 1023 code for a protein of 340 amino acids. Gene Ontology annotation, biological process: regulation of cell cycle; negative regulation of apoptotic process; positive regulation of protein ubiquitination. NCBI's taxonomy places the organism in Eukaryota, Metazoa, Chordata, Aves, Trogoniformes, Trogonidae. The transcript has 6 exons.